AUGUCAGACCAGAUAAUGCCAGGAUCAUCGCCAGCACAGACUCCUGUACCAGCAUCGACAGUGGAGUCAGCACCAGCCACGGCUCAAGAAUCAACGACGAAUGAUACCGCUGUCAUGACACCUGCUGACAAUGAAAGUUCAAAUAACGCUGAAGCUGGUCCAUCAACAAUAUCGCCUAAGCCAAUACCAGCGCAUACACAAGAUCAUGCGGAGACAGAAGACGUUAUAAUGGCAAAUGGUGAUAACGAUACUCGAUCAACCGAACAAGCAAACGGUGAUGCAACAUCGAUAAUCGAGGAGAAGAAGGAAAGAGAUAAUCAAGCACAGGAAAACGAAAACGCAAACGGAGAACGAGAAGAGAAAGACAACGUAGACGGGAAUGAAGAAAAAGAGAAGACAAAGGAAGAUGAAGAAGACGAUGGACCUGAUAUAUCACAAUUAUUCGCUGCUAGACGGGAAGAAGAGUUGGCUAGAAGAGAUAGAAGUUUGGUCGAAUUCUUGAAUCUGUUAGAUGGUUAUAAACCCCUGAUACCUGAAGAGAUAACGGAAUAUUACUUACAAAGAUCAGGAUUCGAAUGUUCCGAUCCUAGGUUAAAACGCCUACUCUCACUCUCAGCUCAGAAAUUUAUCUCAGAUUUAUCUAGAGAUGCAUAUCAUUUCGCUAAAUUGAGGAUUAACGGUGCUGCAGCAGGCAGAGGACGACCAAAUCCUAGCGUAGAUCGCAAUCGAGUGGUUCUCACAAUGGAAGAUUUGAGUUUAGCUUUAGGUGAUCAUGGUGUAAAUAUCAAAAAACCAGAUUACUCAACUGGAUAUUCAUCUGGAAACGAUGCUCGACAAGAAGAGGGUUAUAUAUCAAUUCCCGCGAUAUCUGUAUUUGUAUACUGUACUUCACAGCAUUCUUCAUGUUAUGUAACGAACAAGCUUCGACAAUUUGUCAAUGACUGGACAGGUUUGUCUAGACUGCAGUGCAAUUUUGAAACCCCUCAAGAGUGA
Messenger RNA from Kwoniella shivajii, 993 nucleotides. RefSeq lists its product as uncharacterized. Gene Ontology annotation, biological process: transcription initiation at RNA polymerase II promoter. The transcript has 5 exons. The record is from RefSeq and is a predicted model, not a curated record. Gene Ontology annotation, molecular function: RNA polymerase II general transcription initiation factor activity; promoter-specific chromatin binding. Bases 1 to 993 code for a protein of 330 amino acids. Gene Ontology annotation, cellular component: transcription factor TFIID complex; nucleus; SAGA complex. NCBI's taxonomy places the organism in Eukaryota, Fungi, Basidiomycota, Tremellomycetes, Tremellales, Cryptococcaceae.